Belonocnema kinseyi is the source of this 1259-nucleotide messenger RNA. Its product is annotated as sorbitol dehydrogenase-like. Lineage: Eukaryota; Metazoa; Arthropoda; Insecta; Hymenoptera; Cynipidae. Gene Ontology annotation, biological process: D-sorbitol catabolic process. The transcript has 6 exons. Gene Ontology annotation, molecular function: L-iditol 2-dehydrogenase (NAD+) activity; zinc ion binding. The record is from RefSeq and is a predicted model, not a curated record. The coding region runs from base 34 to 984 and encodes 316 amino acids.
UAUUUUUUUGCCUAUUAAGAAGUUCUGAUUGAGAUGGGCUGUGUAGGAAUUUGUGGGUCCGAUGUUCAUUACUUAGUAAAUGGAAGAAUCGGCGAUUUCAUUGUAAAAGAGCCAAUGAUAAUUGGCCAUGAAUCUUCCGGUACAAUAGCAAAACUGGGAAAUAACGUGAACAAUCUGAAGGUUGGAGAUAGAGUAGCUAUCGAACCAGGUGUACCAUGCAGAACGUGUUCCUUUUGUAAAGAAGGACGGUACAACUUGUGCAAAGAUAUUGUAUUUUUAGCUACACCACCAGUUCACGGCAGUCUUAGAAAAUAUUACAAACAUGCUGCUGACUUUUGUUUCAAAUUGCCUGAGCACGUAAGUCUGGAAGAAGGUGCACUUCUAGAACCCCUAUCAGUCGGAGUUCACGCUUGUAAACGAGCCAACAUUGGAAUAGGAUCAAAAGUUUUGAUUUUAGGAGCAGGACCCAUAGGACUUGUUGUGUUACUAGUUGCCAAGGCCAUGGGUGCCAACAAAGUUGUUAUAACCGAUCUUGUUCAAGACAGAUUAAAUGUUGCCAAAAGUUUAGGAGCAGAUGAGAUAUAUUUGGUAAAGAGGGACGUAUCUGAAAAAGAUCAAAUUAAAUCUAUCCACGAGAUAUUUGGUGGUGAACCUGAUAAAACGAUUGAUGCUUCUGGGGCUCAAUCUUCUAUUCGUCUAGCGAUUUUGGCAACAAAGUCAGGUGGUACAGCAGUUUUGGUGGGUAUGGGUGCACCUGAAGUUCAAAUUCCACUUAUUGAUGCCCUUAUUCGUGAAGUUGAUAUUAGAGGCGUUUUUAGAUACGUUAAUGACUAUGCUGAUGCUUUAGCUCUCGUAGCUUCAGGAAAAGUGAAUGUGAAGCCGCUCAUCACUCACAACUUCAAAAUCGAAGAAACCGUGAAAGCUUUUGAUACUUCUAAGUCCCCUGAAAGUGGAGCAAUCAAGGUCAUGAUACAUCUGAAAUAAAUAAUUUUUCGAACGUGAUUCAACUAUUCAGGAGUAAUGUAAAUACUAUAUAUUACAUAAAUCUCUUAGUUGAAUUUGUAGACUAUGCUCAAAAUUUAUUUGAAAAUUAUACAGUUAGCUUUCUCAUAAGAUGAUCUAAGAGCUAUAUGAAUUCGGAUUAAGAGGAGGGUCCAGUUAUUAAAAAAUAAUAAAUAUUUUAUUGUAAAGAUUUAGAUAGGAAGUUCAAAAUAACAGUUGGAUAUAUGGGGGCAAUGUAUUCCGUUAAAUAUAUUGAU